AGAAAGAGAGAGAGAGAGAGAGAGAGAGGGAGAGAGAGAAACGGAUUACUGGGGUGGUGACCGCAACGAGAUAGGAGACAAUAAGGUUAUACCACAAGUACAACAAAAACAACACAGGUGUGGGGGAAUAAGAAAGAUGGAGAAGAUUAGGCGUCUCCUUUACCCCUCUCUUGAGCAACUCCCACAAGAACUUAUAACUCUAACCCUAAACCCGUCCCCCUACCCUCCUUCUCUUUCUGACCCAAUCACUUCCCCGAAUUUCUCGACCCAACCAGAAGCCAAUAUAUCACCACCACCCCAGCUACUACCAUCAUCAUCAAGCAGAAAAGCAAGUAACCUUGUUCUUAACUCACCCUUUCUUAACCCAAGUGGCAUCUUUACCUUCUCUCAUCUUUUUCUCUCUACUCCCUCCUUUAUUUUCUUCCCUUGGGAAUUGGGUCCCCACCUUUUUGGUUUCUUGCGAAGAACACAUUAGGGUUUCGUGAGCAUCGCUUCCUUCGACAAGGGUAAUGAUUCUCUCUUUGUUAUCCGAUUUCGGUGAUUUCAUCUGGUUAUCUCGAUUUCAUUCGGGUUGUUUUGAUCUCUGUGAUUUUUUGGAUUACAAGGUUUUCUGUGUCCCCUUCCCCAUUUUGGAAGGAUCAAGAACCAGUUUUCCCUUGGUGUAAGUUCAUUAUUUCUCCCAUGGAAGGCUUCAGUGGCUCUGGUUUUGAUGGUGUUGGAAGCACUGUAAGGAAGAAGAGGAGCAACACAUUUCGGCGUCCUAGGCCUGAUUCACAAUCAUUUCCAGAUGCACGUGAUCAUUCGUCAUUGUCAUCGACCCCACCCUCAGACAAUAAUGUCAGCAAGGUGUCCAGUGAUGAGAACACUGGUUAUGAUGCAAGUUCUCGGAAGAAAGAGUUCAAUCUUAAUCAAUGUGCUUCAAGGGUGCCAUCUAGUAAUAGAGCUGAUGGUGAAACUACCCAUAAAAAGAUCAAGAAGGAAGAUGGAACAUAUGGAGAAUAUGAUAGAUUCUACAGCAAUGGAAGUUCAAAGGGUAGUAAUGAUCAUGUGCGAAGUGGUUCAGAUUCCAAAAGGUGCAGUGAAGGUGUCCUUGCUCCAGCUAAUUGGAAAAAUACAAACAAGGUGACGGCAAGCUCUGAACUGCACUCAAGAAAGACAGUCAGUCAUCUUGGCAAUGGAAAGAGUGGGGAAAGUCGUAAUUCAGGGCAGUCAGUAGUAGGCUCAGAUGGAAUAGGAAAUGAAAGCAAGCUUAAAAAGGUAAAGCUGAAGGUAGGUGGAGUUACCCGCACAAUUCAUGCAAAGUCAACAUCAGAUGUGGCUUUUGGUGGUGGGUCUUCUAUUAAGUCUUCUCGGGCUUCAGAUGCUCCUCGGCCAAGGCAAAAGCUGAUUCUUCAGGACAAUUCGGAUGAUGAUAACUCCCCUCCUCCUCCAGAGAAGUCAAGUGGAUUGCAAGGAAUCCCUUGGAAAGAUUUCUCAAGAAGUGGUUUCAGUCUUGGGAAGAGGGACGAUUCUUCCAAAGGCAAAAUGUCUGAAGACUCUGGGAGGCAUACAGACAAAUCUGAGCCAGUUCGUAAGAGCAAGAGGGUUCCCAAGAGACGUGUUUUGGAUGAUGCAUUUGAUGAGGAUGCUGAAGAUGAGGAGAUCCGCUACCUAGAGAGACUUAAAACUUCCAAGUCUACAGCAGAUUAUGGUGCUGAGUAUGAAGAUGAUGAGGAUGAAGGAAGCAGGAAACAUAAAAGAAUUUUGAAGGUUUCAAAUAGUAAGGUUUUCAAUGGUGAAUAUGAUGAAGACGUGGAAGAAUAUGGCUCAUCAAGGUCAGGAAAAGAUGGCAAGAAGAAGUCAAGAUUGGAUAGGGUGUCUGAGGAUACAGAUUAUGUUGAUGAAGAAGAACCAGCAUCAGAUGGUGAGCCUGAAGCAAAGCGGAAGAAGCUGAGGAAAGAAUCUGUCGAUACAUUGAUGGAAAGCAAGAAAGAAACUUCUCUUACAACACGCCAACGGGCCAUGCAGUCAGGCAAAGAUGUUACUUCUGGGACUGGAGCAAGUUUAAUUGAGUUUCCAAAUGGGCUUCCCCCUGCCCCACCAAGAAAGCAAAAGGAGAAGCUCUCAGAAGUGGAGCAGCAACUGAAAAAGGCCGAGGCUGCUCAGAGACGUAGAAUGCAAGUAGAGAAGGCUGCUAGAGAAUCUGAGGCGGAGGCAAUCAGGAAAAUUCUAGGACAGGACUCCAGUAGGAAGAAACGGGAGGACAAGAAUAAGAAGCGGCGAGACGAAUUGGCACAGGAGAAGGCCGCCAAUGCAAUUACACUUGCGUCUAACACUGUCAGAUGGAUCAUGGGCCCUACUGGGACAGUAGUUACAUUCCCUAAAGAAGUAGGACUGCCAAGCAUAUUUGACACCAAGCCACGCAGUUACCCGCCCCCGCGCGAGAAGUGUGCUGGGCCGUCAUGUAGCAACACAUACAAGUACCGAGAUUCCAAGACAAAUCUUCCACUUUGCAGUCUCCAGUGCUACAAGGCCAUACAUGAAAAUAUGCAGUCUGUAACGAGUUGUUGAUGUGCUCAACAAUCUUCGCCAUUACCCAACUGUAGUGUAUGUAGCUGGCAACUCUGCUGGUAACACUGCGCAUUGUUGCUUCUAUGUCAUGCUACAAGUGCAGUUCAAUGAUUACUUUCGUGAAUGCAAUGGAGAUUUCUUGGCAA
Macadamia integrifolia is the source of this 2696-nucleotide messenger RNA. Its product is annotated as nucleolar protein dao-5-like. The coding region runs from base 682 to 2550 and encodes 622 amino acids. The transcript has 7 exons. Lineage: Eukaryota; Viridiplantae; Streptophyta; Magnoliopsida; Proteales; Proteaceae. Gene Ontology annotation, biological process: chromatin remodeling. Gene Ontology annotation, cellular component: Ino80 complex. The record is from RefSeq and is a predicted model, not a curated record.